AUGACUUUACCUUCAAUAUCGGAGCAGAAAGCUAUCUUACAAGGAUGUUUAAACAAUAUCAAUCAUCAAUCAAAUUUGAUGAAACAAUGUUUGAAUGAGAACAAUCUAUUACAAGGAUUGAAGCAUUGCUCUAAUUUCUUGAAUGAAUUAAGAACCAAUCAAUUAAGUCCUAAACAAUACUAUGAAAUGUAUAUUUUAAUAUUUGAUUCAUUGGAGAGUUUAUCAAAUCAUUUACUUACCAGUCAUAAUUCAAAAGUACAAAAACUAAAGAAAAGGCAACAACAACAACAACAGAAAGAACCGGGAUCAGUAAACACUUCGUUUGAUAAUACCACCUCUCCAUUCUUGUCAGAUUUAUAUGAAUUAGUUCAAUAUUCAGGAAAUAUCAUCCCUCGUCUAUAUAUGAUGAUUGUUAUAGGUACUACUUAUAUGGCAACUUCAGAAGCUCCUACAAAGGAGAUCAUGAAAGAUAUGAUUGAAAUGUGUCAUGGGGUUCAACAUCCUAUUCGUGGAUUAUUCUUACGUUACUAUUUAUCCCAACGUACUAAACAUUUAUUACCGUUUUCAAAUUCCAUUGAUUUCAACGAGACAAUUGAGUUUUUAAUCGCUAAUUUCAUAGAAAUGAAUAAAUUAUGGGUUAGAUUACAACAUCAAGGUCAUUCUUCAGAACGUGAAUUGAGAUAUCGUGAAAGAAAAGAGUUGAAGAUCUUAGUGGGGUCAAAUUUAGUAAGAUUAUCCCAGAUUAUAGAUGAUUAUAAGGGCAACAAGGAUGAAAAUUAUUCGUCUAUCGUCUUUUACAAGACUAAGAUUUUCCCUACUAUCACAGAACAAAUCAUACAAUGUCGUGAUCAUUUGGCCCAAUCUUAUUUGAUUGAUGUUUUGAUUCAAAUUUUCCCUGAUGAUUUUCAUUUUGCUACAUUAGAGAACUUAUUAAAUAAUGUAUUUAUUAACUUGCAUCCUUUAUUGAAGAAAAGUGAGUUGAUCUCCACAUUAAUUGAUAGAUUUAUAACUUAUAAUAAAUUCCAAAGCGAUUUAGCUACUGAAGUAGAUGAAAAAUUAGCUGUUACUGAUGAUAUAAAGGAGUCCAAAGAGACUCAAAGUCAUGAACAAGUUGAAGGCGAAGCAGAGCAUUUCAAUGUCGAUGUUGAUGAAUUAUUUACGAUUUUCUGGAAUUUCUACUUGAGGUUGUAUGAAAGCGAUCCGGAAUUACCUAUGGAAGAACAUUCCACAAUAUUGCAAUUUUAUAUUAAAUUAUCAUUAGUGUAUGAUCCCAAGAAUUUUAGGAACUUGGAUACGAUUUAUAAAUUUGCCACGGAAAACUUAAUUACAUCUGACAAGGAAUCGAGCGAUAAUGAGGAGUUAUGGUUACAAUUGUUAGUUGUACCAAUAAGAUAUUUCAAAUCCGUAAAAGAUUUAUUCAACCUACCAUUCUUCCAUGAAUUUUAUUUGAAGUUAACUAAUAAAUCAUAUCAAAAGCAAAUUUCAUUAGAGAUUAUUAAUAAAUUUUUAGGUAUUUCAACUAAUGAUGAACUUCUUGAUAUAAGUCCACCUACCACCGAUGAAUUUGAAUAUGAGUAUUUGACUACUACUGAUGAAAUUGAUGGGAUUUUCAAAUACUUGUUGGUUUUAAUUAAAGAUUCACAACAGCAACAAUUGAAUACUGCCAAGAACUUGGGAAUCAUUAAAACGAUUAAAGUAAAUAAUGGUGAUAAUGGUUUAAUAACUCAAGAGUUUUUAGAUAUCCAAGAGAAGUUCUGCAAGAUCAUUCAUUUGAUCGAAAAUCCGGUAGAUCCUUUCAAGAAUUUGUCAAAUUUAAUGUAUGCGAGAAGAAAGUAUUUAAAUAAGAAUUCACAAAAUAUUAUCUAUACAUAUCCAACGUUGAUUAAUAAGAUUUUGUAUAAAUUGAAAAUCAUUGGAUACAUGAGCUUAAAGUUGAAGAAAAGAAAUCCUAAAGUUGAUUACUCCAAUCAAGAUUUAUUGAUAACUACAAAUUUUAAAAACGUAUCAAUUAUUAUAGACGAAUUAUAUCAACAUCAUCAACAGUAUAGCUCUGAUUUAAUUCUCAAAUUAUAUCUUAACGCGGCAACUAUUGCCGAUCAAUUAAAACAAGAAUCAUUAGCUUACGAGUUAUUUAAUCAAUGUUUUAUUGUUUAUGAAGAGAAUUUGAUUCUUAGUUCCCAUCAAUAUAAUUAUUAUCAUCAUAUUAAUCCUCAUGAUUCAUUAGGAGGAGGAUCGCUUCCAUAUCAAUCGAUCUUGUUAAUUGGUAAUAAAUUAAUUAACUCAAGAUAUUUUAACAAAGAGAAUUAUGAAUCCCUUAUUACUAAAUUAACUUUAUAUGGUUCAAAAUUGUUAAAGAAGCAAGAUCAAUGUCGUUCUGUUUAUUAUUGUGCCCAUCUUUGGUGGUGGUGUGAAAAUUUGCUUCCUCCUGGGGAAAAAUCACCCACAGUUAACGAAGUAAAGGCAGAAGAAGUAAGUGAAGCUAAAACUGAAAAACAGCCUGAAGAGAAGGUGGAAACUUCAGAAGAUAAAACCGAUGAAGCUCAGAAUGCAGAUAAGCAAGACGAUGCUGAGCCAGAAGAAGACGUUGAUGUUGAGGCUGGGGAAGAAGUGGAAGAGGAUGAAGAGUCCUUAUAUAGAGAUGAUAAAAGAGUUUUGGAAUGUUUACAAAAGGCUCUUCGUGUUGCUGAUUCUUGUAUGGACCCAUAUCUUUCAUUAAAAUUGUUCAUUGAAAUUUUAAAUCGUUGUUUAAUCUUCAAUGUGUAUGGUAAUGCAUUGAUUGAUUCGAGAUAUAUCAAUGGGUUAAUCGACUUAAUCACUACCAAUAUUGAUAAUUUAAAGACUGAUGAUAAUGAGGCUGCCUUUAAUAUUGAUAUAAAUGAUGCUGCCAAUAAUGGUGUUGAAGAAGAUACUGAUAAAGAAGCGAAAUUGUUUAGACAAAGUAGAAACCUCUUUGAUAGAACCUUAUCUUAUAUCAGAGAUCAGCAGAUAAAUGAAAAUAGAUUCGAAGGCAUUAUUGUUUGA
Molecule: messenger RNA, 3021 nt
Organism: Scheffersomyces coipomensis
Lineage: Eukaryota; Fungi; Ascomycota; Pichiomycetes; Serinales; Debaryomycetaceae
Gene: VPS35
Product: retromer subunit
Exons: 2
Coding region: 1-3021 (1006 amino acids)
Biological process (GO): retrograde transport, endosome to Golgi; intracellular protein transport
Cellular component (GO): retromer, cargo-selective complex; late endosome; retromer complex
Source: RefSeq, a predicted model, not a curated record